Messenger RNA from Seminavis robusta, 1091 nucleotides. NCBI's taxonomy places the organism in Eukaryota, Bacillariophyta, Bacillariophyceae, Naviculales, Naviculaceae. The record is from the annotation of a GenBank genome assembly.
AAACAAUCGAUGCAAUGGAAGCCUUGCGUGGCAAAUGGGCCAAGAAAGUUGACUAUGUGCUGAUUGAUCCUCCUGAAAAUUCAGGUCAGUCGCAAGACUACCACUACUCGUUUCUCCAUGGCAAGAAGACUGUAGCGGCUGUUUCCCCGGAUCCUGAGAAUCUAAAGAAACUAGAAAAAGAUGACGAAGCGAAUGUCAGGAUUUAUAUCGGGCCUUGUGCAUACGACGAAGGGUCGGAGAUGUGGAAGGCUUGUUAUUCAAGCAGAGUUUCUUUGGAUGACUUCAACCGGCGCUUUUCUGAAAUCGGUGGCGUUCCUCGAUUCUUGUUCCAAAGGAAGAGUCCGCUAACACAGAGUGUGGAUUCUGUCUUACAGUCCGUCUCCGAACGCCAAACUGCGGCUUUAAACGAUCUUGCGAACAACCCCGCUCGUAUUGAUUCUGGAAAUGUUGCAUCAGAGUUCAAUAGUCUUUGGUCUCUGUACCAUCUUGCGCCAGACGCAAAUUUGACUUCCUACACGAUUGAGCUGUGCUGUGAGAAUGCCAGGGCGCUCCUCAGGGCGCGACUGCUGAGGCUUGACGUUGCAACGCUGUGGAACCUUUUCUUCCAAACAAACGAGAGGGAAGGAACUCUCCGUGGAAUUCGUUUUGAGGCCUACGCUCACAAGAAGAUUUUAGUGGAUGGUAUGAACGUGCGUGCCAACAAGUUGACCGCUAAUAAGGUUUCCAACACUACUCGCAUUAUUGCCAUCCCUGCUGGCUUAACAAGGGUGACCCUGCCGAACAACGAUGUGACUCAGUUGGUAGCUCAGCGAGCCGAAGCUGUGGGUAAAGGUGGAGGAUACUUGCUGCCUAGUCUACCAAACUACCCAGUGAUUGAUGCAGCUUAUAUUGGCGGGAGCGACAACAGCAUGAUGCUACAGAUGAAAGCGGGAAAGAGCAAGAAACUUUCUGCUGACAAGAUGUUGCUGGUGCACCAAGCGCUUGGCGACUUGUUUGUGAUUGUCACACCAGAAGAGAACAUCGCGACGAAGAAACUGGCAGGGGGUCCCAAUGCGAUGAAUCAGUAUGUUGCCAUUUUAAGUGAAGAAUAG